CACAGAAUAGUCCAAAGUAGCUAUAAGGGAAGGACAUUGGCAAGUUCCAUCUGAAUUCUAAAUUCCCUACAAAGAAUAGUACCCAAAUACACAUUAUUUAUUUAUUAAUAUAUAACACGUUUUUGCUCAUCAAAUUCAGAUUGAGAACUCGGAAGUUGGAAGCAAAAUGGGGUUUGAGAAAGAAGCAGGUUCAUCAUCGUAUUCCCUACCACCAUACCCAAGAGAAGACACUCCUCUUCUUGCAAAGCCACCCCUUCUCUCCUCCAAACCCAAGACCUUCGCCAACAUCUUCAUCGCCAUCGUUGGGGCUGGUGUAUUGGGACUUCCUUACAGUUUCAAGAGAACGGGCUGGGCCAUGGGCCUUCUCAUGCUCUUCGCUGUUGCAUACCUCACUUACCACUGCAUGAUGCUACUCGUCCACACGCGCCGGAAACUCGAGUCCAUCUUGGGCUUCUCCAAAAUCGGUUCUUUCGGUGACCUGGGCUUCACCGUCUGCGGCCCACUGGGCCGAUUCUCCGUGGAUGCCAUGAUCGUGCUCUCUCAGUCGGGCUUCUGCGUGAGCUACCUCAUCUUCAUCUCCACCACGUUAGCGUUUCUCACGAGCAACGCCGCCGGCGAAACGGCGCCGGUUGUUCUCGGUUUGAGCCCUAAGGUCUUGUUCCUGUGGGGGUGCUUUCCCUUUCAAUUAGGGUUGAAUUCGAUUCGCACGUUGACGAAUUUGGCUCCUCUUAGCAUUUUCGCUGACGUGGUUGAUCUUGCAGCGAAGACUGCCGUUAUGGUGGAUGACGUGUUUGUUUUCCUGAGGAAUAGGCCUGCGUUAGAGACUUUCCGGGGCUUCUCUGUGUUUUUCUAUGGAAUCGGUGUUGCGGUUUAUGCGUUUGAAGGAAUUGGAAUGGUUCUGCCAUUGGAAUCCGAGGCUAAGGAUAAGGAAAAAUUCGGGAAAGUUUUGGGCUUUGGGAUGGGUUUUAUUUCGGUGUUGUUUGGGUUAUUUGGGUGUUUGGGUUACUUUGCUUUUGGGGAAGAGACUAAGGAUAUUAUAACUACGAAUUUGGGUUUUGGGUUGAUUAGUGGGUUGGUUCAGAUUGGACUUUGUAUUAAUUUGUUCUUCACAUUUCCUUUGAUGAUGAACCCGGUUUAUGAGGUGGUUGAGAGAAGGUUUUCUGGGUCUAGGUAUAGCUUGUGGAUGAGGUGGUUGAUGGUGUUGGUGAUAAGUUUGGUGGCGCUUUUGGUGCCAAAUUUUGCUGAUUUUCUGUCAUUGGUGGGAAGUAGUGUGUGUGUUGUUCUUAGUUUUGUGUUGCCUGCUAUGUUUCAUUGUUUGGUUUUUAAGGAGGAGUUGGGUUGGAGGGGUGUUGUGUUGGAUGGGGCUAUUGUGGUUUUUGGGAUUGUUAUUGCUGUUGCUGGAACUUACACUUCCAUUAUGGAGAUUGUUUCCCCCACGGCUUGAUUGAUUACAAGUUAAAUUUGAAGCACUCAGGUUUUUUUAUGGGACUUGGUUUUGCUUUGUAGAGAUUCUUCCCUCCAAAUGCUAAUUGGGCUGGGAGGAAUUCUCGAAUGGAUUUGAUGCUAAUGUGAAGCGUUUUGCUUGCACAAUCUGGUGAUGACCAUCUAUAGUUGAAGCUGCCCAUUCUUUGUGUUGUAUGCUGCUCUUCUGUUGUAAAAAUUGCAGCCAACUUUGAUGAGCAAAAUAGGAAAUCUGUGCCUAUGUACCUGAACCUUUGUUUAAGGUUUGAGAAAUGUUCCAUUAGUUACUUGUUUGAAUUUUCCUCCUUCAUUCAUACCAUAUGCCUUUACAUGGAGACUAUAAGUUUUUAGUUUUAAUUAGUUUGGUGCCUUGCAAAACACCUUUUAUCAUGUAUUCAUGUUGGAUUUAACUAUAGGCAGGCAAGUAGGCAAUUCAAUGAUCUGAUCCAUGACU
Molecule: messenger RNA, 1915 nt
Organism: Abrus precatorius (Indian licorice)
Lineage: Eukaryota; Viridiplantae; Streptophyta; Magnoliopsida; Fabales; Fabaceae
Product: amino acid transporter AVT3A
Exons: 2
Coding region: 167-1444 (425 amino acids)
Biological process (GO): amino acid transmembrane transport
Cellular component (GO): vacuolar membrane
Molecular function (GO): amino acid transmembrane transporter activity
Source: RefSeq, a predicted model, not a curated record